AUGAGCCUCGACUUCCACUUUCGCGACUCUGGCAUCUCGCCAGAGAACAACCCCUACGCCUCUGCUCUUUCUUCAUCAGCUUCCUCCUCUACCUCUUCAGUGUUCUCGGAUGCCGCAUCACAAGUAUCCAGCACAAGCUCAACAUCAUGCCCCUCCAAUUGGGAGUCAGAUGAAUGGAGCUCCAGCACGGGACAGAUUGCUAUGGCAACUGCUGUCAACUUCUCAAAUGUAGCUGCACUUCAACCAAUCAGCCGUGUCAGCACCUUCCCGCAGUACCAGGCCUCCGCUUGCCGAGAGACUGCACAGGAAAGGCUGCCAUCGUUGCGUCAGGCUGAACUUAUUGCACCAGUGGAGCAGCGACAGCACCCACGACGAUCAUCGACUACGAUCAACCAGCGCGCUCCUCCUCAGUUAGUACGACAAAGCGACCGAAAGGUUAACUUCGUCGACUGCCUCGUCGAUUCCGCAACCCAAAUGGUUGAGGUUAUCUGGCAGCUUUCUGAGCCCAAGAGCCGUUGCGAGACCAUUGCUGGACGUGGUGUGCUUCCUCUGCGCACUUUCAUCCAGGAGACUCUUCGCCGAUCUCGUACCAGCUACUCUACUCUGCAGGUUGCCCUGUACUACUUGAUCCUCAUCAAGUCGCACCUGCCUAAGCAUGACUUCACUAUGCAGCAGCAAUCAGAAGACGCUUCUAUGCGUGCUUUGCAGUGCGGACGUCGCAUGUUUCUUGCGGCACUCAUUCUUGCCUCAAAGUACUUGCAGGACCGCAACUACUCCGCUCGCGCAUGGAGCAAGAUCUCUGGCCUCAAGGUCUGUGAGAUCAACACCAACGAGAUGGCCUUCCUGGAGGCUGUUAACUGGAAGCUCCACAUCACCGAUCCCGUAUGGGAGAAGUGGCAGGAAGUUGUCCUACGACACACUCCUACCAACCCACCGUCAUCUCCCGGAGCAAGCCUUCCAAACACCUGGAAGGAUGUCAUUCCUAUGUUGACACCGGAGUUGGAGGUUAUCACUGUGAAGCCAAAGGCACCAACCACACCUGUGCGCAUUCCCUCCAGGGCAGCACUUGGUCUCGCUGCGUCUCGUUCGCCUACUUCGGCUGGCUACGGUUCACAAGAGAGCACACCCACACCUGCUCUCUACCAGGCACCUCGCUUCCUCGAGCCGAAGCCUGAUCUGCUUCCUCCCACUCCCAUGCGCUUGGGUCCCCUGCCUACGCCUUCGUUGACACCCCAGUUCGUUGCCACUUCCACUCCUGCAGCGAGUGCCAUGGCAAUGAGCUCGCGUCGUCCUUCGAUGUGCACAGCAAUGCAGCAAGCACAGUGCUCGUCUUUGGCGCGCACUUGUGUCGACCAGUUCAACCCAAGCAUCAGGAAUGGACUCGAGGCCUAUCACUUCCCGAGCCGCAGGCCUUCGCUGGCACCAUCUGUUUCUUCGAUCUCAUCGUCCCCAGAGUCGAUGAUCACGGACAACUCUCGCUCUUCCCGCGCUUCGUCGAUCUCCUCAGUCUCGUCUGCUGGCUGGGCGCCACCAAGCCAGGCCAGUUUGGCCCGGCUGGCGACGUGCCGCAACGCGAAGCUGCCUUACCCUGUGCUCUCGAAGUGCAACGAGUAUGCUCCUAGCGAGCCCACAUCCUCACCCGAGUCUGUGGACCGCUACCAAAUCGAUGAUGCAGAUGCGACCCCCAUGCGCGUCGACAGCCCUCUGUCUACCAAGUCUAUCAGCCCCUCACGCAAGCGUGGCAGGUCUUCCACAGUUGACCUCCAGCAUAGUGUCCGUCACCUGCUGGACAACUCGCGCCCGAGCUUCACUCUCCACAGCCAGCCUACCGUCCUGCCUGAUCGAUCCAUCGCUCAGCCAUCGUUCUCGACAUUCGAGAAUGAGUUGAAGGGGCUGCAGCCGCCCAAGAACUCUGCUCCUGAAUACUCCCGUCUGCCAGUGCAGAAGGACUUUGGGAAGAAGCGGACUUGCUGCUCCACCGAGGCUGCGCAUGCGUAUCACAGGCAAGGACCUGGCAUGUGGGAUGGUGUCCUACUAUAA
Messenger RNA from Macroventuria anomochaeta, 2040 nucleotides. RefSeq lists its product as uncharacterized. Gene Ontology annotation, cellular component: nucleus; cyclin-dependent protein kinase holoenzyme complex. The transcript has 2 exons. Gene Ontology annotation, molecular function: protein kinase binding; cyclin-dependent protein serine/threonine kinase regulator activity. The record is from RefSeq and is a predicted model, not a curated record. Lineage: Eukaryota; Fungi; Ascomycota; Dothideomycetes; Pleosporales; Didymellaceae. The coding region runs from base 1 to 2040 and encodes 679 amino acids. Gene Ontology annotation, biological process: regulation of cyclin-dependent protein serine/threonine kinase activity.